AUGUUCAAGAGGUGGGAGAUGCUCUGGCAGACGGACGCCGCUGCGGCAGCGUCGGGGCGCAUGGAGCCCGGUGCGGCGGCGGCUGGGCCAUCGGGAUUCGAUCCCGGCGCCGCGCCCAUGGAUGUGUCGCCGAUGGGGGGCGAUGGCACGGACUGGGGGGAUGAUGUCAAGGCCCCGGGGCCCAUGAUGAUGCCUCCUGGGGCGGGGCCCAUGUUCGGCAUGGACGAGCACUUGGGUCGGUGCCGAUGCUGGAGGGGCUGUCGGCCGUGCUCGGGUACGGGUACGGUCUGGAUUUGGAGAACAUGGGGCCGGCAGGGUCGAGGUCGAACGGCUGGGGUGCCUAAUGAUUGGGUUCUCAUGUCUGGGUCAUGCCAUGUGUUGUUUGUGUUCGGUGGCGUUUCUGGGAUGAGAUUAUGA
Molecule: messenger RNA, 417 nt
Organism: Verticillium alfalfae VaMs.102
Lineage: Eukaryota; Fungi; Ascomycota; Sordariomycetes; Glomerellales; Plectosphaerellaceae
Exons: 1
Coding region: 1-417 (138 amino acids)
Source: RefSeq, a predicted model, not a curated record